UGGAUGAGGUACCGGUAGCGGUAUAAGAGCUUACAAGGAUCGGUAGAGAAAGAAGCUGGCCUACGUUAAUCCCUUCUUCAAAUACCUCGAAUACGUUUAUUAGACACACAAUGGAAGACCAUCCUACUGCUAUUGCUGCAUCAACAUAUUAGAGGUAUCACCGGCUUUUCUAUCAGCCAUGGCAGAUCCUUCGUCGAUUCUUCAAUCUCCUCUAGUGCCCAUCUACCUCGUGGACGAUGGAACCAAUCAAGGCGUCCCAUGUCGGGUUAGUACAAGGCCCCGGGAGCAAAGCGUUAGUUCUUAUCGAAAACAGCCCAUGGCUACAAUUGGUGGCAUACUCCGGGUGGGAAGUCUGACGGUAGGCUUAACAACAGCCAAAAUCGAGAGAGAGGACUCCAUUCAGCUGGAUCGCCCCGGUCGAUCAGGGCACGGCGCCGUUGGGUACUUACAAGUCCAGCGAAAGGGAUAUGAUUGGGCGCUCGUGAUCCUCCAGCAUGGUUUGGGGACGCCGGUGCGAGUGCCUGAUGAGACUGGCAGAAUCGAGGAAACCGGACCCAUCAUAAAUAAUAUCGCAGAGCCGCAUCGAAUAUCUAAAAUUGCACAGGGGAAAGAGACCGUCGAGAUCAUAACUUCAUUCGGCGGCCUAAAGCCCUUAAUUAGGGGUAAAGGCUCGGAAUAUAACUCCGUAGCGACCCCUAGCGAGCUCGCGAGCCAGUCAAGCUCGACUGAGCUUGAGUCAAGUCUGACGGUUAUCGCUGAUAUUAGUGAGUACCAUGAGUUCCCUUCUUCUACCCUGCUAAUUAUAGAAAGGGCCGAGUGAUAUCGGAUCAUGGGUCAUAAGCUGUACUCAACCUCAAGAACUAAUAGGUAUGGUUAUCGGUUCAUACCGGAGAGAAGGAAGGAAUCUACAUUCUGAAGUAGUUGUCCGUCCAAUGCAUCAAAUUAUGAGCGAAAUGAAUUCCGAAUAUAUGGGUGGUGUGUCACUUCCUUCGCCCGCACCCACUCCCGAACAGUGGAAAGAACCAAAAGUCAAUUACGUGAUCAAUAUCAAAAAACACUCAGGUUCCAGUUCCAAAUGGUGGUUUGCGGAAAAGUAUGGCCGGGAUCGUGGGUUCAAUCGCACUGACUGCCAACCUGAAC
This is a messenger RNA of Xylaria bambusicola, 1140 nucleotides long. RefSeq lists its product as uncharacterized. Lineage: Eukaryota; Fungi; Ascomycota; Sordariomycetes; Xylariales; Xylariaceae. The record is from RefSeq and is a predicted model, not a curated record. Bases 179 to 820 code for a protein of 213 amino acids. The transcript has a single exon.